This is a messenger RNA of Dioscorea cayenensis subsp. rotundata (Guinea yam), 1144 nucleotides long. RefSeq names its product formimidoyltransferase-cyclodeaminase-like. Lineage: Eukaryota; Viridiplantae; Streptophyta; Magnoliopsida; Dioscoreales; Dioscoreaceae. Gene Ontology annotation, molecular function: folic acid binding; transferase activity. The transcript is spliced from 3 exons. The coding region runs from base 176 to 1087 and encodes 303 amino acids. The record is from RefSeq and is a predicted model, not a curated record.
GAAGGACCAAUAUGAAGGGUUUGUUUGGUUGGCAUUCUGUUUCUCUAUCCAAAUUCUCAUCUUUUAUCUUUGUUGUCUGUUUUCUCUUGUUCUCGCCGCCGCCAGCGGCUCAUAAGGUUAUAUCCCAAACAACUUCCUCUCUGUUUCUGUUUGUUUCCCUGCUUCUUCAGGUGAAAUGAUGAAGUCCAUGCUUGCAUGUUGCAAACUAUACAUAUCUGAAAGUCGUAAUGUGAUAGCUCUGGAAUCAAUUGAAAGAGCCGCAAAAUUACAUCCUGAAGCCAAAAUCACCAACGUCUUCAAGGAUGAGGUGUAUAACAGAGUUGGCUAUACAAUAGUAUCUCAUUUCAAUCCAUCAAGUUCAUCACUUAAUGCUUCUUCCCCUCUAAAGAAGGCAGUUUUUAGCAUGGUAAAAGCAGCCUUGGAAACCAUUGAUCUUGAACUUCAUUCUGGAACCCAUCCCCGGGUUGGUGUUGUUGAUCAUAUAUGCUUCCAUCCUCUAGCUCAGGCUUCACUGGCUCAAGCUGCAGGUCUAGCAAAGUCUGUAGCAGUUGACAUCGGCCACAACCUCCAAGUGCCAACCUUAGUAUAUGGAGCAGCUCAUGAGAGAGGAAAGACUCUAGACACCAUUAGAAGAGAGCUAGGCUACUUCAAGCCAAGUUCAAAAGAGAACAACCUCUGGACUGGAAGACUUCCUGCAGAUGCUCUGCUUUCUAAACCUGAUCAUGGACCUGCUGAAUUAACUGGAAACAAAGGUGUUGUGAUUGUUGGAGCUACUCACUGGGUAGACAACUACAAUGUGCCAGUCCUCACCACCAACAUUGAAGCUGUUAAAAGGAUUGCAAGAAGAGUGAGUGAACGUGGAGGUGGUCUUCAGUCAGUGCAGGCCAUGGGUCUUCUUCAUGGUGACAACUCCACUGAAGUUGCUUGUAAUUUACUGUAUCCCAGCAGAGUUGGUGCUCAUCAAGUUCUGCUUGAAAUUCAAAAGCUUGCUCUUGAAGAGGGAUUAACAGUAGCUGAAGGUUAUUUCACAGACUUCUCUCAAGAAAAAGUCAUUGAAAUGUACUCGAGAAAUAUUGAAUCGAAUUAGAAAUGUAAUUUUUGGAGUUUGUGAGGGUGUAUAUGCAAUAAAAGUUCAGUUGAGAUA